Molecule: messenger RNA, 1143 nt
Organism: Dreissena polymorpha
Lineage: Eukaryota; Metazoa; Mollusca; Bivalvia; Myida; Dreissenidae
Product: probable G-protein coupled receptor AH9.4
Exons: 1
Coding region: 1-1143 (380 amino acids)
Biological process (GO): G protein-coupled receptor signaling pathway
Cellular component (GO): plasma membrane
Molecular function (GO): G protein-coupled receptor activity
Source: RefSeq, a predicted model, not a curated record
AUGACAGCUGGAAAAGAGGAGUUAUCGGUCUACAAUGUAACGGACGUGUCGAACACCGCAUUUUCGGAUGCCGUCAAAGUUAUCCGCAAAUUUAUUGUUCCGUUUAUAGUUUUUGUGGGACUAUGCGGUAACACUAUUUCGCUUAUAGUGUUCUCCACAAGACGAAUGCGACGUGCCUCUUCAUCCGUCUUUCUAACCGCCUUGGCCAUAGUAGACAACUUGUUUCUACUGAGCCUACUUAUGUCAUGGCUGGAUGACGAAGUUCACGGUAUAAUAUAUUCGAACCUCUCGUGUCAGUUGCUCAUCUACGUUACCUACGUCACAAGCUUCCUGAGCGUUUGGUGUAUUGUCGGCUUCUCAUGCCAGCGUUACAUUGCCAUUUGUUACCCUCUGAAACAUAAGGUGUACUGCACCGUGUUUCGUGAGAAACUUAUAAUCUGCACGUUUGCGCUCGGUGCCUCUGUUUUAUACACGUUCAAUUUCUGGACAUCAGAGAUCAGGCAAGGCGUGGGUGCGGCUGUGGAUUUUGAAUGUGCCUUUAAACGGGAAUAUAUGGGUUUUCUUACAGUCGCAACUUGGAUAGAUACGCUCUUUACAAUGAUUAUCCCUUUCAUCGUCAUCGCCUUUGUCAAUACGCUAGUUUUGCGUAAGAAAGCGCACUUUCCGAUUCAAAAGAUGUUUUCAGAUAGGUUUUUGCGGAAGAGGUACAUUGAAACAAACUUGUCUGAUCAAAUUACAUGCAAUACCGAUUCUCUUUCGUCAUCAGUAGAAGCACAUUUGAACCAUGAGAUCCGACGAGAACAUCCUAACAGAAAUCGCAAAGUUUUGUUAAUAAAGCGCUCACGAAUAACAACAACGUUACUUGCGGUUUCAUUUACGUUUUUGGUGCUAAACCUUCCGGCUCAUACCAUUCGCCUGUACAAUCUGCUAACAGCUGCCCUGAAUAAUGAAUAUUUUGUGCCGGUAAGACAUUAUUUAAUACAAGAACUUACUAAUAUGCUUUAUUGUACAACUUUUAGUUGUAACUUCUUUCUGUACACACUUUUUGGAAGGAAUUUCAAGUCUACCUUGCUGCUUCUUGUGAAAUGUCACUCAACAAAGAACGUAUACCGACCUUCUUUGUGCGUUAUUAGCAAGUUAUAA